Messenger RNA from Onthophagus taurus, 1985 nucleotides. RefSeq names its product V-type proton ATPase subunit C-like. Gene Ontology annotation, biological process: proton transmembrane transport. The record is from RefSeq and is a predicted model, not a curated record. Lineage: Eukaryota; Metazoa; Arthropoda; Insecta; Coleoptera; Scarabaeidae. Gene Ontology annotation, cellular component: lysosomal membrane; vacuolar proton-transporting V-type ATPase, V1 domain. Gene Ontology annotation, molecular function: proton-transporting ATPase activity, rotational mechanism.
AUCACGUGAAUUUACACUAACGAUCAGCUGUCGUGGGGAGUGGUUGUAGUAAAAGGGGUAGUUUUAAUAAAUUUACAACGGUUACCGGGCAACAAUCGACGGAUUGUUCCAGUUUCAACAAUGACUGAGUACUGGUUAAUAUCAGCUCCUGGGGACAAAACGUGCCAACAAACAUGGGAAACGAUGAAUAAUCACACCAGCAAGCAGAACAAUUUGUCCUGUAAUUAUAAAUUUCACAUUCCGGACUUGAAGGUUGGAACUCUGGACCAAUUAGUUGGUUUAUCAGAUGAUUUGGGAAAACUAGAUGGUUUUGUUGAGCAAGUCACCAGAAAAGUCGCCGCUUAUCUAGGUGAAGUUCUCGAAGAUCAACGGGACAAGCUUCACGAAAAUUUGAUGGCCAAUAAUAGUGACUUGCCAAGUUACAUAACUCGUUUUCAAUGGGAUGUUGCAAAGUACCCCAUUAAGCAAUCGUUACGUAACAUUGCUGAUAUAAUCAGUAAGCAAGUUGGUCAAAUUGAUGCCGAUUUGAAAACGAAAUCAACUGCGUACAACAAUUUGAAAGGAAGUUUACAAAAUCUUGAAAAGAAACAAACUGGUAGCUUGUUGACUCGUAACUUAGCCGAUCUUGUUAAAAGAGAACACUUCAUCUUGGACUCCGAAUACCUAACAACUUUACUCGUCAUAGUUCCAAAGGCGGCUUUUAACGAAUGGCAAGCUGUUUAUGAAAAAUUAACCGACAUGGUCGUACCUCGUUCUUCAACUUUGAUUACUCAGGAUGCGGAAUACGGUUUAUAUUCGGUUUCGCUUUUCAAGAAGGUCGUUGAAGAAUUCAAAUUACACGCCAGGGAGAAAAAGUUUAUCGUCAGGGAUUUUACUUACAACGAAGAGGAAUUAGCCGCCGGAAAAAACGAAAUUACCAAACUUGUCACUGAUAAAAAGAAGCAAUUUGGUCCUCUUGUUAGGUGGUUAAAAGUGAAUUUCAGCGAAUGUUUCUGCGCUUGGAUUCAUGUUAAAGCUCUUAGAGUUUUCGUCGAAUCUGUGUUGAGAUACGGAUUACCCGUUAAUUUUCAAGCAAUCCUUUUACAACCCACCAAGAAAACUGCUAAGCGAUUAAGAGAAGUUCUUAAUCAUCUCUACGGACAUCUUGACAGCAGUGCUCUACAAGGUUCAUCUAGUGCUGAUAAUGUAGACAUUCCUGGAUUAGGUUUCGGCCAAUCAGAAUAUUAUCCCUACGUUUACUAUAAAAUAAAUAUCGACAUGAUUGAUGCAAAAGUCUAGUGUCGCAUCUUAGUCUUCAAUACGUAAUUAAAAACAAGAUAAUAAGAAAGAAACAAGAUGUCAACUGCGCUGUUAUUAAUUAUUCCAGCACAAAAUAAGGUGCACUACUAGUUUCUUUUAUUUUGUUUCUCCCAAAAUGUUAUAUAUAUAUACUUAUAUACAUUCUUUAGGUAAAUAAUCGUUCACCCUUAUAUUGUAUAGUUUGAAAACUUUUUAGAACCUUUCUUUUAAAAACGGUAAUUUUUUAGAAACCCGUUUAUUAAGUUAGCGUGCAAUACUCUCAAAUUAAUAUACAUAUUUAAAAAUAAAUAGACACAGAAGGAAACCACGUGUAAAUAAAUAGGCGACAAUACCGUUUUAUUUUAUUUUUUUCUUUGUGUAAGAGUCCGUAUUCUUUUUGCCUUGUCGAGAACAGUAUUCAAAGUUCAUUUGUAAAUAUAAAACAUUGUAAUAUUUAAUGUAUAUAAAGAGAAAAGAAAAUACAUACAAUUUGCUAAGGCAAAAGCGAAAUUUAAUUAAUUCGAUAUAAUUGAAAUUGUCCUAUUUCUUUGUGUAUUAUAGAUUUAAAAGGUGAAAAUAUAUUGUUAAUACAAAUAGGAAAUAUUGAAAAAAUGAUAUUUUAAAAGUUACAAUAAAUGGUGUUGAUCGGUUUAGAUAUAUUUGUGUAGAUGAGCUUAAAUAAAAUAAUAAAAAUUGUGUUGAAAUUA